Molecule: messenger RNA, 1504 nt
Organism: Phoenix dactylifera (date palm)
Lineage: Eukaryota; Viridiplantae; Streptophyta; Magnoliopsida; Arecales; Arecaceae
Source: RefSeq, a predicted model, not a curated record
UCGUCUUAAAUCGUGUACGCCCGGGACUCGCCCCCCAUGUAACGGCAAUGCCGUUGCCUCCUCUUCCUCCCUAUCUCCUCCUCGUCGCCGAGCUCGGAUAUCCUCAGCCCGCCGCCGUCGCCUCCGUCGCUUUCUGACGAUCCUUCUCUCGAGUCCGGCCUUCUCAUUGAAAACUUGAGAACGCUCCGAAUCUGAGCAAUCCGAGGGAUUGGGUUUCGGAGGAUUUAGCUUGGAUUUUUCAGCCAUGGUGAUGUCUCUCGACAACAUUCGGGGCUUGGUCUUGGCCCUCUCCUCGAGUGCUUUUAUUGGAUCGAGCUUUAUUUUUAAGAAGAAAGGGUUGAAGAAGGCCGGGGCUACUGGAGUCAGAGCAGGAUCUGGAGGGUACUCAUACUUGUAUGAACCUCUAUGGUGGUUUGGAAUGAUCACUAUGAUUGGUGGUGAGAUAGCUAAUUUUGCUGCCUAUGCAUUUGCUCCAGCAAUACUUGUAACUCCUUUGGGAGCUCUGAGCAUUAUUGUCAGUGCAGUGCUAGCGCAUUUUGUUUUGGAUGAGAAAUUGCACAUUUUUGGUAUCCUUGGCUGCAUUCUUUGUGUUAUGGGUUCGACGACUAUUGUUUUGCAUGCCCCAAAAGAGAAAGAUAUUGCAUCAGUGAAGCAAGUGUGGAGCCUUGCUACUGAACCAGGUUUCAUUGCCUACACCUGCGUGGUUGUUUUCUUGGUUAUUUUCCUAAUCAUCCAGUUAGCUCCACGUUAUGGCGACACACAUAUGGUAGUAUAUAUUGGAAUUUGCUCACUGAUGGGUUCUCUUACGGUGAUGAGUGUGAAAGCAUUGGGCAUUGGCAUAAAGCUAACAUUUGAAGGAAAAAAUCAAUUUAUCUAUGCUCAAACUUGGCUUUUUGCUGCAGUUGUAGUUAUAUGUUGUCUCUUGCAGUUGAACUACCUAAACAAGGCAUUGGACAUAUUUAAUACUGCUGUGGUUUCUCCUGUCUACUAUGUGAUGUUCACUACUUUAACUAUCUUUGCCAGCAUGAUCAUGUUCAAGGACUGGGACUCACAGAAUGGAACACAGAUUGCAUCGGAGCUGUGUGGUUUUGUUACUAUUCUGUCAGGUACUUUCCUCCUUCAUAAGACGAAGGAUAUGGGCAGCUCUGUCACCACGGAGCCAACUAGGUUGGCUGAAUCUGAACUUCAAAACCAAUGCACUUUGAGGCCAGACUUUCUUCAAGGAUCUUGACAUGCUUUUGUUGUUUUCAAGAACCAUGAGGCAAAACUCAGAUUCCUUGAGGAGAGCUUUUACUGAUCACAUGCUUUGCUAUAAUGGAUAAACAAUUCUGUUCUACUGAAAAGAAGAAAAAAUGAUGUACAUAUGACCUUCUUCUUUCUUUCUUUCUUUUUGCUGUAAGGAUGAAUGCUUACUUCCCAUUUGCAUCAUAGAAGAGCGGCUUCAUUAGUCCAUCCACAUCGUUAAUUAUCAUGAAUCAAUUCAAGUACUACAUUUUCUUUCCAA